AUGUCACAUAAAAUUAAAGUAGACGUAAAUCAAGAUGAAAUAUAAGUAGGUGGAGAAAUGAUCCUUUGUUUAGCAGAUUAAUAAUUGUUGAAUGGUGAUUAAUUAAAUGAAGUAGAUGAUAUACUUGAAAAUGAUGAAAUUAAAGUUUAAGAUUAGAUUAAAAAAAAUGAAAAAUUAAAAGAAUAAAUAAAAAAAUCACAUUAUAGUUAAAAAUAUGAUGGUGAAGAAAAAAAGGAAAUCUUAGAAAAGUAUGAUGAAAUUAAAAUAGAAAAAGAAGGUUUUUAUAUUGCUAAUGAUGGAAAGAUAAUAGAAGAACCAAAAUAGAAUGAUUUAUUAGCAAUUAAAAGUAAACUUAAUAAAAAUUAGCAGAUUUCAUUAAAUGUCAUAGAUACUGUUGCAAGUGAUUAUAAGACAUGUAUUCCUACUACUAUAANAUUUAGUAUAAUAGAUAUAUAGUCUGAUGUAAUUUAUAUGAAGUUCUUUCGAUUUAUGUAAUAAAUAGAAGAGGGUAAACAAUUAUCUACAAAUCAGUUAUUAAAUUAAAUGAUUGAGGAAACUCAUUUUCAUAAAUAAAUGAAAACUAAAUUAAUAAAAAAAAGAAUUUAAGAUAAAAAAAAAGUUUCGUCUGACUAAAAUAGUAGUAGUGAUGCUUAAUCAUAUAGAAUUAUUGAUGAAGAUGAAUAAGAUAUUGCAAUCCCAUUAUUUACAGGAACUAGUAAUGAAUUAAAACCUUAAAUUAAAUUACCUGAAAAAAAAGUUGCUGUGACUCAAAAUUAAUUAAAAUAUUUAAUAAAAGCAUGUUCUGAAUUUGAAGAAUUAAAAUAUAAAUAUUAAAAAUGGAAAUAAUCAGUCAUACCUGUUAAUUUUAAUUCAUUGUCAGAAGAUGGUAAAUAAAAGAUAAUAAUCAUUAGAAAAAAUAAAUUUAAAUGAAACUUUUAAGGUCCCAGAAGUUAAACUAGCUGUUCCAUUAGAUGAAAAAGAAGGAAACAUCAAAAAUACCGAUGAAUGGUGA
Molecule: messenger RNA, 1012 nt
Organism: Paramecium pentaurelia
Lineage: Eukaryota; Ciliophora; Oligohymenophorea; Peniculida; Parameciidae
Source: the annotation of a GenBank genome assembly